GAUCCGAUCCGAUUUUUCCCCGCGCCAGCCAUGUACGAGGAACCCUCAAUCGUGGACCUGGUGAAGGACAAGAGUGGUGCAGAGCUCUUCAAGGAGAUGUACCGGCUUCUCCCGACCCUGUCCUUUGAGGACUACUUCAAGAACGGAGUGUGGCAGAAUGACAUGAUGCGAUUGGACAUCGAAGUCAUUGAUGCGCACAGACGCGAGGCCGGAGCGCCUGACCCUCCGGCCAUGGAGGAAGUGGACUUCCCCCCAUUGCCAGGGAACUCCCAGGCAAGCAGCCUGGGCGGCCUGAUGAGGGCCCUAGUGCCUGGCGGCACACCUGUGGUGGUGCCACCCGGGGGCAGUCCCGUGGCGGCGUUGGCGCGUGCUGCCACCGGCAUGCAGGAUCCGAGCCUCAUGGGUGAGGCCACGGCGCCUGCAGAGGCCAAGGCCCCGGGCUUCCCCGCCGUGCCCUUGGCCGCGGCGGUGCCAAAGAUGGCGGCGCCGGCACCACUCGACAUGAAGGUCAUAGCGCUCUUCGUCUCCAAGUGGAAGCUGGACCCCUCCAAGGCCAAGGCGGCCUUGGAGAAGCUGAUGCCCUCCAGGCGCCGGUUCGUGAUGCAAAACUUCAAGCACGUGCCCAUGAACGGCUCUUCCUCCGAGAAGCUCCAGGAGUACAUUGCGCAAUGUGAGCAGACUGGCUGCUGGGAUGCAGCAACAGAAGCCGCUGCAGUGCCGGAUGCCGGCGGUGUGAAGCGACCCCUGGAGGGCUCGGACGAGGGGCCCAACAAGAGGCAAAACACAGGGGCGAUCACUUCCAAGAGCAUGGCGGCCGUCGCAUCCAAGGCUGCAUCCAAGGCCGCGGCAAAGAGCGCGGCCUGAAGCGGACCCUUUGGCAUAAAGCAUAAGACUCGGAAGGUACAAAUGCUGAGGAGUGACCUAAGGGUAGUGUGGAAGCCAGUUUCAAGUUGUGGG
Messenger RNA from Effrenium voratum, 957 nucleotides. Lineage: Eukaryota; Dinophyceae; Suessiales; Symbiodiniaceae. The record is from the annotation of a GenBank genome assembly.